GCGCGGAGGGUGCUGCUGCUGAAACAAGAUGGCUGUGCGCGCAGGAGGAGCAGCAGCAGCAGCAGCAGCGGAGGAGAGCUGAGGCAAUGCAGAGGAGGAAGAAGAGGGGGGCGAGGAAUUCACUCCUGUGUGUCUUGUCCUGCCAGAAGAGCAACAGCUCCGCGGAGAAACAGACUUCCGACAUGAUGCUAAUUGGUUUCCGUUACCAUUUAGGGUGACGGUUAGAGUUUCCUUUUUUUCUAUCCUGUAACCAAGAGACAACCGGACUGACCAAACAAAUCACGGAGCACUCAGUAGAGGACAGCCGGGGACGCUCACGCCGCUAUCAGAGAUGUCCCUGCUCUGUGUGGGAGUGAAGAAAGCCAAGCUGGAUGGACCCCAAGAGAAGUUCAACACUUAUGUGACUCUGAAGGUACAAAAUGUGAAGAGCACAACCAUUGCUGUCAGGGGCAACUUGCCCAGCUGGGAGCAAGACUUCAUGUUUGAAAUUAAUCGCUUGGACCUGGGUCUGACAGUAGAGGUGUGGAACAAAGGGUUAAUCUGGGACACCAUGGUCGGCACUGUGUGGAUACCCCUCCGUAGCAUCCGACAGUCAAAUGAGGAAGGUCCGGGCGAGUGGCUCACACUGGACUCUCAGGUCAUCAUGACUGAUAAUGAGAUCUGUGGCACCAAAGAUCCCACCCUUCACCUGGUGCUGCUCGACACGCGCUUUGAACUGCCUCUCGAUAUCCCCGAGGAUGAGGCACGAUACUGGGCCAAAAAACUGGAGCAGCUCAAUGCCAUGAGGGACCAAGAUUAUUCUUACCAGGAAGAGCAGGAACGCCCUCUACGUGUACCAGGAACCCAGUGCUGUAACUGGAGUCUAUGGGGAGACCAACAAAAUGAAGACCCAGACAGUGCUGUGGAUGACAGGGACAGCGACUACCGCAGUGAGACCAGUAACAGCAUCCCCCCUCCUUACUACAGCACAUCCCAGCCCAAUGCCUCUGUCCACCAGUAUCCCAUCAGCCACCAGCACCGCAGCUCCAGAAGCUACUCUUACCCACGCUCCGGCAACAGCCACGACCUCGACUACCAACAUCAGAGGACUGUCAGUCCCUCGGGGAGUUACGCAUCUUCUGCAGAGCUGAGUCGGUGUAGCAGUCAGCUGAGCGAGGAGGACUAUGGCGGUGAGUAUGGAGAGAGGGACCCUUACGACGAGAACGACUCUUACCACUCCUGCCACUCCUCGGUCAGCUACAGUAAAGGCUCUCCUGACUGGGACCCUGAUGAGACCCAGGGGGCGUACAGCGAUGAGGGCGGCUACAGCAAAGACGGAGGAGAGGAGGCGGCUCUGUACGAGGAGGAUGAUGGAGGACUGUACGAGGGAGAAGAAGAGGGCCUCUAUGAGGACGAGGAGAUGAUGUAUGAUGACGAGGAUUUGUACAACUUGGAUGGGACCCUCAGUGAGGACUUGGAGCCUCCGUUUACUCCGACCCCAACGUCAACAGCCGCCCCAACUCUGGAUGUGCCCAGCUCCAGACCUCCACUAGAGAAACAGCCGUCCUUGCACCAACAGCAGCCCCCCACUCAACCCCCCAGCCAAACAUCCAACCAGUCUCAGCCUCCUGGCAUGGCCCCGUCAGUACAGCCCCCCUCUGGUCAACAAACAGUCCAACCACCUAAGCAGCCCCAGCCCCAAACACAGCCUCAGCCACAGCCAGCCCCGUCUGCCACCUCCUUCUUCUCAAUGGCCAAACCUCUAACAGCUGCAGUCACAGGCUUGGCCUCUACUUUCCUGUCUUCUGUUCCCACCGCGCAGCCUGCCCAGGCUCACCCUCCAGCCGCAGCCGCAUCUCAGCAACAGCAGUCUGCCGCAGCCAGCAGCGUCCCUCCAUCCCACCCAGCCACCGUGGCUAACUCAGCCUCCCAGCCCCCCUCGACCGCCACGGGCCCUCCCUCCCAACAGACCCCGUCCUCUGGGCAGCCUCAAUCCCAUCUCAACGGUCCUGCCACCACACAGUCAGCUGCCCCUGAGGACCAGGCUGUCAAUCUGGAGGAAGAGCCAUGGCUGGAGGAGGAAGCAAUGUUGGAGAAGGAGGCCAGGACGCCCCCUGCUCAGCCAGAGGAGACGUUCCCCAUGGAGGAGACAGAGGAGCAUUUUCAAGAGAGCCAGCCGCCGACGCCAGUAAAGGAAGAAGAGAUGCCGCCUGAGAGUCCUCCAGUCAUAGAGGAGCCCAAAGAGCCAGUGGAUCCAGCAGUCAGAGCCAAAGAGAACUGGCUGAGGCUCUAUAACAAAGUCUUAGAACAGCUUCGGGAGGCUCGAGGAGAGACCUCCAACUCCCUGUGGUUUGGUAAAGGAGGCAUGGGAGGUGCACUGUACAGUAUCGACAGCAUGCCUGACCUUCGCAAGAGGAAAGCCAUUCCUCUCGUCAGAGAUCUGGCCAUGUCUCUGGUGCAGAACUCUCGUAAGGCUGGAAUCACCUCCGCCAUGGCUUCCACCACUCUCGGCAAUGAAGAGCUGAAAAGUCAUGUUUAUAAAAAGACCCUGCAGGCUCUGAUCUACCCCAUCUCCUCCACCACUCCACACAACUUUGAGGUGUGGACAGCCACCACCCCGACCUACUGCUAUGAAUGCGAGGGGCUGCUCUGGGGUAUCGCCAGGCAAGGCAUGCGCUGCUCCGAGUGCGGCGUCAAAUGCCACGAUAAGUGCCAGGAUCUGCUCAACGCCGACUGUCUGCAGAGAGCUGCAGAGAAGAGCUCCAAGCACGGGGCGGAGGACCGAACCCAGAACAUCAUCAUGGUCCUGAAGGAUCGCAUGAAGAUCAGAGAGAGGAACAAACCAGAAAUCUUUGAGCUCAUCUUGGAAGUGUUCGCCCUUGACAAAACAACACACGCUGCGCAGAUGAAACAAAUCAAGCAGAGCGUGCUUGACGGGACCUCCAAAUGGUCAGCGAAGAUCAGCAUCACUGUGGUUUGUGCUCAGGGCCUGCAGGCGAAAGACAAAACAGGCUCCAGUGACCCCUAUGUGACUGUUCAAGUUGGGAAGACCAAGAAGAGAACCAAGACCAUCUACGGAAACCUGAACCCUGUCUGGGACGAAAACUUUCACUUUGAAUGCCACAACUCCUCCGACCGCAUCAAGGUCCGCGUGUGGGACGAGGAUGACGACAUCAAGUCCCGCGUGAAACAGAGGUUCAAACGUGAGAGCGAUGACUUCCUGGGCCAAACCAUCAUCGAAGUCCGGACUCUGAGCGGGGAGAUGGACGUCUGGUACAACCUGGACAAGAGAACCGAUAAGUCCGCCGUGUCGGGGGCCAUCCGGAUGCACAUAAGUGUGGAGAUCAAAGGAGAGGAGACGGUCGCUCCGUACCAUGUCCAGUACACCUGUCUACAUGAGCAUCUGUUCCAGUACACCACCGAGGAGCAGAACGGCGGCGUAGUAAAGAUCCCUGAUGCCAAAGGGGACGAUGCCUGGAAGGUGUAUUUCGAGGAGACGGCUCAGGAGAUAGUGGACGAGUUCGCCAUGAGAUACGGAGUGGAGUCCAUCUACCAGGCCAUGACCCACUUCGCCUGCUUGUCAUCGAAGUACAUGUGCCCAGGAGUGCCAGCUGUGAUGAGCACCCUGCUUGCCAACAUCAACGCUUACUACGCCCACACCACCCAGUCCUCCAACAAUGUUUCUGCCUCGGACAGAUUUGCUGCAUCAAACUUUGGCAAGGAGAGGUUUGUCAAACUGCUGGAUCAGCUGCACAACUCCCUGAGGAUCGACCUGUCCAUGUACCGGAAUAACUUCCCUGCUAGCAGUCCCGAAAGACUACAAGACCUCAAGUCUACAGUCGAUCUCUUGACGAGCAUCACAUUCUUCAGGAUGAAGGUCCAGGAGCUGCAGAGUCCCCCCAGGGCAAGCCAGGUGGUGAAGGACUGCGUGAAAGCUUGUCUCAACUCCACCUACGAGUACAUCUUCAACAACUGCCAUGACCUCUACAACAGGGAAUAUCAGACGGACCCUUCGAAGGCAGUCCCUCCAGAUGAGCAGGGUCCCAGCAUCAAAAACCUGGACUUCUGGUCCAAACUCAUCACCCUCAUCGUCUCCAUCAUAGAGGAGGACAAAAACUCCUACACUCCCUGCCUUAAUCAGUUUCCCCAGGAACUGAAUGUGGGCAAGAUCAGCGCUGAGGUCAUGUGGAAUAUGUUUGCCCAGGACAUGAAAUACGCCAUGGAGGAGCACGAGAAGAACCGCCUGUGUAAAAGUGCAGAUUAUAUGAACUUGCACUUCAAGGUGAAAUGGCUUUACAACGAGUACUGCAAGGAGCUGCCCACCUUCCAGAAGCACGUACCGGAAUAUCCAGCCUGGUUUGAACCAUUCGUCAUCAUGUGGUUGGACGAGAACGAAGAAGUGUCCAGAGACUUUCUGCAUGGAGCCCUGGAGAGGGACAAAAAAGACGGGUUCCAGGUCACAUCAGAGCACGCUUUGUUCUCCUGCUCGGUGGUGGACGUGUUCUCUCAGCUCAAUCAGAGCUUUGAAAUCAUCCGCAAACUGGAGUGUCCCGACCCUCAGAUCGUUGGCAACUAUAUGAAGAGAUUCGCCAAGACCAUCGGCAACGUCCUGCUGUCUUACGCCGACAUCAUUGCAAAGGACUUUCCCAAUCAUGUCAAGAAGGAGAAAGUGCCAUGUAUCAUCAUCAAUAACAUCCAGCAGCUCAGAGUUCAGCUGGAGAAGAUGUUUGAGGCCAUGGGAGGCAAAGAUCUUAAUCUGGAGGCAAGCGACUUCCUCAAGGAGCUGCAGAACAAACUCAACAGCGUUAUGGACGACCUCAGCCGUAUCUUUGCUGUCAGUUUCCAGCCCCAGAUUGAGGACAACGUGAGGCAAAUGGGAGACAUCCUCGCUCAGGUAAAAGGUCAGACCGUCCCGGCCAACGGCAGCGUGGUUCAAGAGGCUGAUAAUGUCCUGCAGCCCAUCAUGGACUUCCUGGACAGCAACCUGUCGCUGUUUGCUAAGAUCUGUGAGAAGACUGUCCUGAAGAGAGUGCUAAAGGAGCUGUGGAAACUGGUGAUGAACACAAUGGAAAAAACUAUUGUGCUUCCAACACUCACUGACCAGACGGGCACUCAGAUGAUCUUCAACGCUGCUAAGGAGUUGGGCCAGCUUUCUAAGCUCAAGGAGCACAUGGGGCGAGAGGAGGCCAAAGCUCUGAGUCCUAAACAGUGUGCAGUGAUCGAGCUGGCACUGGACACUAUUAAGCAAUACUUCCACGCUGGUGGUGUGGGCCUGAAGAAGACAUUCUUGGAAAAGAGUCCAGACCUGCAGUCUCUGCGCUACGCCUUGUCUCUGUACACCCAGGCCACGGACAAGCUCAUCAGGAAGUUUGUCCUCUCGCAGGGCGCUCAGGUCCAUGGAGGGAAAGGGCUCAGGUGCACGGCGAACGAAGACACACCGCCAGAGAAACCAUCUGGAGUGGAUGCAGUUGGCGAGGUGGUCAUGGGUGUGGACAUUUUACCCCAGCCUAAUGGAGAACACAAGAUCAGUGUCAAAGUGGUGGCUGCUAAUGACCUGAAAUGGAAGGCGCAGGGCUUCAGGCCCUUCGUGGAGGUCUACAUCAUCGGCCCUCACCUCAGCGACAAAAAGAGGAAAUUUGCCACCAAGUCCAAGAACAACGCAUGGUCACCCAAGUUCAGUGAGAGCUUCCAGUACUCAUUGGGCACUGAGGUGGGUCCUGAGAGCUACGAGCUGCAGGUGUGUGUGAAGGACUACUGCUUUGCCAGAGAGGACCGCACCGUGGGCAUGUCCGUGGUGCAGCUGAAGGACAUAGCCAGCAAGGGCAGCGUCACCUUGUGGAUGCCCCUGGGCAGACGUAUCCAUAUGGACGAGACGGGCCUGACGGUGCUGCGGAUCCUCUCUCAGCGCAACAACGACGACGUGGCGAAAGAGUUCGUCAAGCUCAAGUCAGAGCAGCGCUCAGCCGAGGAGGGCCGCAGCUGAGGGGGGGGAGAGGAGAGAGCGAGGACACACGUGUGCACAAGACCACCAGAGACAUAGUAUUAUGCACACUUAAAGUAGUCACACCGACAUAGAUAGACAACCAUGUGCAAUACACAAGCACACACAUGAAAAUGCUCUAUUGUACAUAUAUCUGCAUACAUUAUGCAACAUUUACAUUGCAAUGUUAUCAAUGCAAACAUGGAGAGUUAUGUUUAUAAGCAUUCAUAUUUAAUUUUGAAUAUUUCAGCAGCUCAACUCAAAGCUCUCAGUUUAGGGUUAGCCUCACAUUACCAAGCACUUGUCAACCCCUCACUCAAUCUUUCCCAUAACACAUCACACCUUUUAUACGCUGUACAUUUAGAUGUGAUAUAAUGCAACGCAGAACUAAACCAUGUGAAUAGUUUGAGGACGACCACUUUGCACUUUUGCUUCUCUGUGUCUUCAGGAGAGCAGUCCUUGCCUAGCUAUGCUCUGUCUGUCCGUCCGUCUGUCCGCUUGCCUGCCUGACUGUGUGUCGUUCUUCCAGUCCGUCGGUCUUUCUCCUUCCCCCCUUCCUCCUCCUCCUCCUCCUCUCCCUCUCCUCGUCGUUUGCUCUGCGUAGUCUUCCCACGGUGUGAUGUGUUGUGUAGGUUGGAGUUCAGGCACAGAUCUAAGAUCAGCUCCUUUUUUUGCCCAAAAAUCCAAAAAGAGAAAAAAAACACUGACCUUAGAUCAGUGUCCAGGGGCAACGUCACUGCUUGUCUGUCCUGUAAUGUACCAACGUCCUGCAUGUUGACCCCAGGAACACUGUGAUCCACUUUGCUGUAACCAUGGCAACCGUCCCCCCUCCCACAUAAAAGAUGGGUGCCUCCAAUAUUUUACCCGUGUGAGCAUGGUGCAUAUAUAACCCUGGUACAAUAAGGUUUUAUAAUUAUGACCCGACUAACCAUCAUUAUCAUGGAGAAAACACACCGACAGUGGGAACAUGCUGAGCCUGAUGUGUGAUGUGUUGAUAGAGACGAAGGUUGUGGCCGCAAUGUGCUUUUUCUUUUAAAAACUUUUCUUGCUUCACAUCACGACAAACGGAGCAAUACCCCAGCGUCUAACACAUCCACACCCCGAGAGUGCACAUUAACUCCAAAAGGGCUACAGGAUCAGUGGACUGGGAUGUCAGUUUACGCACUAAUACAUGCUGUCCACGCUUCUGUCGGCAAAUUGACCACAAGGUUUUCCCACGAAUCCCCCUCCACCCACCAUCUACCUGUGUGUCUACAGACACACCGCCACACUGCAGACACGCUCCGAUUCAGAAAGUCUCUCACGAGAGACGCUGUGGAGGACGGCCAAAGGACAUGCGAUGCUGAAGGACACUUUCCUCCUGAUCGACUGCACACGUAACCUAAACCCAUCUCUUUAAGGCAAUAGUGGUUUGUUUGUAUGUUCACUGAACCUUGUGGUUUUUACAAAGAACAAACCCCCUGUGAACACUGCUGUGUCUUUUGUUAUUGUGUGUGUGCAUGUGUGUGAAGGUGAUCUUGUACUUGCUACAUAGUGAGGACUAAGAGAGAGGACACUUUUGUAAAGUGAGGACAUUUUGGACGGUCCUUACUUUUUCAGAGGCCUGUUUUAGGGUUAAGACUUGGUUUUAAGGUUCAGGAUACAACAAAGUUUAAAUAAGGUUAAGGGUUAAGGGGGAUUUAUGCUUGUGUGGCAGACCCUAUGCCAUAGCCUACAUGUGGCCUACGCACGUGGCCUCAGUGACGGAGUGCUGUGAAGUUUAGUUGAUUCAAAACGUGCAUAAAACAUGGCUUAAUAGUGAGAAUUUCAAACACAAGUACACACAUCAGCUUCACUAUAACUGACAGGAUUCACAGACAAAGCACUUGUCUUUUACUGGACUCUUUUUCCCCACAAAGCCUAUGGCAUUUUACAUUGUAUGAAUUAGCCUAGCAGCUAGCAAACUUUCCUCGUUUCAUAUGAAACCAUUACAACUCACAAGGUUCACCGACAAACCAACUGUCUUAUACUAAACACAUUUUCCAAACAAAUACAACAUGCUAACAUUAUUAGCACAAGCCUAUGGCAUUUUACAUUGUAUAAAUUAGCCUAGUGACGAGCGGAGAUUUCCUCUGCUCAUAUGAUGCCAGGAUAAAUCACACUCAAGACUUCAAAUGCUAUUUUAUCUGAGGUUUUAUUGUCUUCACAAUUUAUUGUUUCAUAUCUGUGAAACUAAAGUCAAUAAAAGCUUUGUUUCUACUGAGGGAAACGGUUUCAGCUUAAGAAAAUAGACAGAAGGUCUGCGUUACAUUUCUGGGGAGUUGCUCGUCAGGCUACAGCGUAGGGUACGGCAGCGAUUCAACGCAGAAGUACAAAUUCCGCCUUAGGCAUUUUGUCAUGAUGGUUAAGGUUAGUGUAAGGAGCUAGAAAUGCAUUGUGUAAACGAGGGUCCUCACAAAGAUAGAAGUACAAGAUUGUGUGUAAGUGUGUGUGUGAGUGCGUGUGUGAGGGGGGUUGAUUGUCACACCUGGCAAAACGGGCUCUGAGAUUGUGAGCAAUAUAUUGUGUCUACAUACCCUAAAUGUAUGCGCUGUCAAUAUAAAUACAGGAGCACCAACUGCAAUAUCCAGAUCCAAGGAAUGGGGAAACUUAUGAUUCUGUGUUUAAUUUACUUUUAUGUAUGGACUCAUAAAAUCCCCAUUCCUGUUGGACGUUUCUAAGCUUUUUCUCACCUGUUGAAUAAGAAGGAAAGUGUUUUGUCCUUGAAUUCCUAUUUGCCUUUUGGACCAAAUUUGCACGAACCAGUUUAUUUUUUUGUUUUUCAAAGAAAGAAGCCAUCGGAGUCACCGCCAAGCAUUUAUGUUGUCUUAGUUUAAGUCUUGUCACGUGUGUUAACGACCCCUUUACCUUUCACUGCAAAAAAAAAAGGUGAGCAAACACUCACAGUCGUAGUCCGGCUCGUGUUGUAUUCUCUUAGUGAAACUUAACAGUGUCAGUGACAGCGAGGUUUUCCUGUCGCUGUGUGGGGCUUCACCAGACUGUCACUGCUGGCCUGUCACAUGUUGUCUUUACUGAAUACUGUUGAAUUCUACCAAAAACAAAGCUUCUGAAUGUUGUUUAUCUCAGCAGAGCCUUCUUCUUACGAUCAAAGGGAUGGUUAUAUCCAAAACCAUGACUAGCUUGGGGACACCGGCUCAUGCCUUUACAAAAAGUAAAAUUGAUAUUGCCAUUUGAUUUAGGCGUCCAAAUUUCACUUAAAGGGAAACUUUUGUAUUUUUUCAACCGACCAAUGGAGACAAUCAUCUUUAAAUUGGCCGAGUGUUGAGAGAUUCGUAGCAGUAAAACAGGCUGCAAUGUAAUCUCUGAGGGCAAUUGUGCACCAUCAAUUUAAAGUGCUUGUUUUUGCCACUGACAGGCUCAUACUGUUAUUGUAAUGGCUCAUUCAUGCUCAAAGUUAGAUAAGUAUAGGGACACGUUAUAGGGUACGUUAUUACGACCUAGCCCACCAAUGCCAUGUUUGUUGUCAGAAACUUUUGACUCUGCCCUUUGGUGCCAUCUAGUGGAUGUAUCUAUACUAACAUAAAGGACGCAGGGAAGUAUGUGGGUAAUGACAGUUGAAAUUAACGCAUCCGUUUUCGUAAAUAACGGGAGUAUAAGGCCCCGAUCAUACAGAAAGCGUUCUAGCUGCUGGAGGUGAUUUUUUGUAAUUGUCUUUAUUGAGAAGGAAGAGAAUGACAACAAGUCUACAGUUGGUAAACAAUGGAGGAGGAACUGGUGGUAGCAGUUGCUGGAUACCCAGCCUGACGAUAGACAGCAGGUUGUCAAACUGCCCCUGAGUCAUCCUAAAAUAUGCCUGGAAACGUCCAUCAUGGAGGAGAAGCUCCUGGACCAACUGGUGGUACUCCCCACGACCCACCCUCUUUUUUAGGGUCUCAUGUACCCACACAAAUCUCCGUUUAUCAAACAAUUUGCUGACAGCCUCUCGCCCUCACCCAGAGCUACAGCAAGUACCCUCUGCCUCAACAUUUUAGUAACUAGAUACUAAUUACUGUUAGAGUAAAAAAAAAAAGGGUAGAGGGGUGCCUGAAGUGUCUGUUCAACAUUGAGGAAAAGAAAUAUAACGUUAUUGUGACCAAGUCUUGACUUAGAAGGUGACUUAUUGCAGGAAAAAUAAGUGACAUGGAUAGAGGAAUGCUGGGAGGAGUUUGUUGUGUUAGAGUACAGAAAGCGUAGCUCAGUGUCAUUGCUGAAUAUUCUGCUGAUAUUGACAAUGUGGUGAAGUCUGAGAGAUUUUAGAACGAUACUUCACCUUGAGCGAGACUUGGUCACAACAACAAACAGACCAGUGGAAGUUAAGGAAAAAUGUUUCAUUCCUCCCUAGGGUCCGUUUCAUAAUGCUGCCAGACACUUCGAAUAAUAAUCUGAUUCUGUCAGUGGCAAAAACAAACACUUUUAAUGGACGUAAAAUGGCGGUCACCUGUAGGGAUAACACUGCAGCCUGUUUUGCUGCUGUGGCUCUCAAUACUGGACCAAUUAAAAAAAUGACUGUCUCCAUUAGUCACUUAGACACAAACAAAGGAACAUAGGACCGAGGUUGAAAAAUACCUAAGUUUCCCUUUAAAUAAAACGGAUAAUAUUGGGUGAACUAGCCUUUUUAAAGGAGAUUUCCACCCCAUUUAACACACAGUGCAGUUACAUUGUUUUUAUGUGUUGAUCCCAGGGCUCAAGACAAAACUUGACACGUCAGGUUGUAGCUGAAAAAGCAACAAAAAAAUAACUGAUUAUCCAGUUUGGGGCUCGUUGGUUGCCUGCUUCAUGUACGUAUGCACACACCUACACACACCACUACACACACUAACGACACGCACACACCUACACACACAUCCACACACCGAUCUCUGCUCAAGCACAAAAGGGCACAUGUAAGAUGACACACAUGCAUGCAUGCACGCCGACACAACUCCGUGGAGACCAAUGACGCCCACCCUGUGAAUAGAAUCAACUUACAAUUGCAUGAUGGGAAACUUUAUCGUGCCAGCACGUGUCUCUUUGAUGUGACUUUUUCUUUUCUUUUUUUUUUUUAAUUUCCGAAGCUAUGUAACGAUAAGUCAUCAAUGUUCUUUUUGUUUUCCAACAACGGCUUGUGAAUAUGUCAUCUGUAACCAAUAUGAAUGUAGUGUGAACACAGAACUCGCAUGAGAGAAUUAUUUUCUACUAAGGAUGUUUCUAAUUUGUUUCUUAUCAUUAUUGAUUGUUCUUUAAUGAGGAUGAAGUGGAACUGGAAUGCAGCCUGAUUGUGAUCUGCUUCCUAUUAAAAGGACAUUUGUGUCACGA
Molecule: messenger RNA, 11272 nt
Organism: Epinephelus moara (kelp grouper)
Lineage: Eukaryota; Metazoa; Chordata; Actinopteri; Perciformes; Serranidae
Product: protein unc-13 homolog A-like
Exons: 42
Coding region: 332-5962 (1876 amino acids)
Biological process (GO): synaptic transmission, glutamatergic; dense core granule priming; synaptic vesicle maturation
Cellular component (GO): synaptic vesicle membrane; terminal bouton; presynaptic active zone cytoplasmic component
Molecular function (GO): phospholipid binding; calcium ion binding; diacylglycerol binding
Source: RefSeq, a predicted model, not a curated record